Molecule: messenger RNA, 1060 nt
Organism: Ornithodoros turicata
Lineage: Eukaryota; Metazoa; Arthropoda; Arachnida; Ixodida; Argasidae
Product: histone H3
Exons: 1
Coding region: 288-698 (136 amino acids)
Cellular component (GO): nucleosome
Molecular function (GO): DNA binding; protein heterodimerization activity; structural constituent of chromatin
Source: RefSeq, a predicted model, not a curated record
AGGGCUGUGCAUCAGUAGAUAAAUGAAGGAAGGACAGGCAGACGCACACGGUGACAGAUUACGCAAAUUGAAACAAUGACAGAGAAUUAAUUUAAAAAGGGCAGCGAUCGUCGCGGGAGCAGCAUAUCGCGCGCCGCGGCCGCCGGCAUUCUGGCGACCUGCAGCUGCUCCCCGAUUGGUCGGCGCGGCGAGCAAUCGUGCCGUGGACGUGGGAGCCCCUCAGUUGAAGUCGUCCCAGCGUCGCGGCACACCGUUUUCGUUGAGUCCCGGCUACAGCACAGGCUAGAAUGGCACGUACCAAGCAGACUGCUCGUAAGAGUACCGGUGGCAAGGCACCCAGGAAGCAGCUGGCCACCAAGGCUGCAAGGAAGAGCGCGCCGGCCACCGGAGGCGUCAAGAAACCUCACAGGUACAGGCCCGGCACGGUCGCCCUGCGUGAAAUCCGCCGUUACCAGAAGUCCACGGAGCUGCUCAUCCGCAAGCUGCCCUUCCAGCGGCUGGUCCGCGAAAUCGCCCAGGAUUUCAAGACCGACCUGCGCUUCCAGAGCUCCGCCGUGAUGGCACUGCAGGAGGCCAGCGAAGCCUACCUUGUCGGCCUGUUCGAGGACACCAACCUGUGCGCCAUCCACGCCAAGCGCGUCACCAUCAUGCCAAAGGACAUCCAGCUGGCUCGUCGCAUCCGCGGCGAACGUGCUUAGACGGCCCGCUUCGACACAGCAGCAACAACAACAAACAAACGGCCCUCUUCAGGGCCACCCAAUUGCUUACUGCAAAGGCUUUGCACUGCGUUGAAACCCAAACGCGAGCUGUUGGAUGCGCAUAAGAGCAAGUAAGUUUUGCUGGGGGCACAUUUCUUGGGCUGGCGUGAGCACGGGGCCUUUAUUGUCGUGCGUGGCGCGCGCUCUUCGUAGUGCUCUCGUUGUCCCAAACGCCCAAGGAGUUUGCCGCCAGCGAAACGGGAAGCGAACGUUUCCCAUGAUGCUCAUAAGCGACAGCGCUAAUAAACAGAAGGAAAGGUGCCUUUUUUUUUUUACACGCGCCAAAGCGGUGUGUUUUGUUC